GACGGCAGUGUAUAAAGUAUACAGACCUGAGCUGAGAAGACGUGACGUUACUCUGACAACCCGAAAACAUGCCUGAACCGUCGAAAGCCGCUCCGGCGCCUAAGAAGGGCUCGAAAAAGGCUGUGACCAAGACACAGAAGAAGGGGGACAAGAAAAGGCGCAAGACCAGGAAAGAAAGCUAUGCAAUUUACGUAUACAAAGUGUUAAAACAAGUCCACCCGGAUACUGGUAUUUCUUCCAAAGCAAUGGGCAUCAUGAAUUCAUUCGUGAAUGACAUCUUUGAGCGCAUUGCCGGCGAAGCUUCACGCCUGGCUCAUUACAACAAGCGCUCCACCAUCACAUCCAGAGAGAUUCAGACCGCCGUGCGCCUGCUUUUGCCAGGAGAACUGGCCAAACACGCCGUGUCUGAGGGCACCAAGGCUGUGACCAAGUACACAAGCUCCAAGUGAAGGUAGGAGCUCAAGAUGGACUGAACGGAAGAGGCGCAUAUGGAAGACGGAAGUGAUCUCUGCUCUUUGAUACCGCAUGUUUAUUCCGGGGUUUUUGUUCGUCCUGCGCAAAAUUACUGCCUGAAAUGUUUCUGAAGGACAUUUAAAAACAGUCUUUUUUCCUUUAACGCUUUUAUUGAAUGUUCCUCCUGUAAUGUACUUGUUUGCAUGUGUGAAUGAAGGCGCAGGUUUCCUCAUCUGGAACACUUUUCGGUGCUGUUUAGCUCCAGAGUGCACUUCAUAACAUCACUGUGGUUCCAGCCAGAAGCCCAAGGGACAGCGGGGGGGACCGAUUUUAUGUACUGUAUGGAUUUAAAACAGUGUCUUAAUAAUGAACAUUCAUACACAGUGAUUUUUGUCAACUCACAAUAAAUGUUUAUUCAUGUUGA
This is a messenger RNA of Neoarius graeffei (lesser salmon catfish), 877 nucleotides long. RefSeq names its product histone H2B 3. Gene Ontology annotation, cellular component: nucleosome. The transcript has a single exon. Bases 69 to 449 code for a protein of 126 amino acids. The record is from RefSeq and is a predicted model, not a curated record. Gene Ontology annotation, molecular function: protein heterodimerization activity; structural constituent of chromatin; DNA binding. NCBI's taxonomy places the organism in Eukaryota, Metazoa, Chordata, Actinopteri, Siluriformes, Ariidae.